This is a messenger RNA of Balaenoptera acutorostrata (minke whale), 1292 nucleotides long. RefSeq names its product UBX domain protein 8 (gene UBXN8). Bases 35 to 865 code for a protein of 276 amino acids. NCBI's taxonomy places the organism in Eukaryota, Metazoa, Chordata, Mammalia, Artiodactyla, Balaenopteridae. Gene Ontology annotation, cellular component: nucleus; endoplasmic reticulum. The transcript has 8 exons. The record is from RefSeq and is a predicted model, not a curated record. Gene Ontology annotation, molecular function: ubiquitin binding.
GAGCCUUCCGCCCGGAAGCGGGGCGCCCGCCACUAUGGCUUCUCGUGGCGUUGUUGGCGUUUUCCUCCUUGCUGCUCUCCCGCUCUUGUGUUUGGAGCUCCGGCGUGGGAUCCCAGAUCUGGGAAUCAAAGAUCUAAUUUUGCUGUGUGGCCGGAUUUUCUUACUGCUUACUCUCCUUACAUUAAUUAUUUCUGUGACCACCUCAUGGGUUAACUCGUUUAAAUCUUCCCAAGUUUAUCUGAAAGAAGAAGAAGAAGAGAAGAAUGAGAAAAGGCAAAAACUUGUGAGGAAAAAACAGCAAGAGGCACAGGGUGAAAAGGCCAGCAGAUACAUAGAGAAUGUUCUAAAACCACACCAGGAAAUGAAAUUGAAAAAGCUGGAAGAACGCUUUUAUCGUAUGACGGGUGAAACCUGGAAGUUAAGCAAUGGUCAUAAACUUGGGGGUGAUGAAGAUUUGGUGCUUGAAAGUGAGAGUCAAACAUCUUCUGAAACAGCAAACAGAGAAGCAGCAAAGAGACGGAACUUGCCUAAGCCUGUAACCAAAGUUUCACCAGCCGCUGAACAGCCCACGCAGAAGGAGGUUCUUGAUUUACCUGAAGAACCUCCUGAAAUAGCUGAAGAAGUCGUGACCGUUGCUCUUCGAUGUCCAAGUGGGCGUGUCCUGAGGAGAAGGUUUUUUAAGUCUUGCAGUUCACAGGUCUUGUUUGACUGGAUGAUGAAAAUUGGGUACCACACAUCCCUAUACAGCCUUUCCACUUCCUUUCCCAGAAGGACUCUGGAAGUGGAAAGAGGCUGGUCACUGCAGGACGUAGGAAUAACUGUGGAUACUGUACUCAACGUGGAAGAGAAAGAACAGAGCAGCUAGUUAAGAAAUGCGAACUACCUGUUCUACGUUAAAUCAGUAAUGCCAUGACCUUACAGGACAAUAAAGGAUUCACAUUAAAAUCAUGCCAUACCUUGAUUGCACUCAAGGCGGUAAACACUUCAAUGUUGAUCUCCAUGGAAAUAUAUGGACAUAAAGGAUUAGAAAAGGAUUGCUCUCCGCAUGUAAUAAUUUUUGGAGUGUGCCAUUGUGCAGUGUACCAAAUGAGGACGAGAUAGAAGUUUAUACAGUAAGGUGCUCAGUAAUUUGUAUUUUUGCUAGCUGAUGCCAUUUAUCAGUUUCUGCCUCUUCAAUCUGUUUUGCCACAUUGAACAUUUCACAGUUCAGCCAAGCUCUUUAAAGCCUUAUCAGCAGGAAUGUUUUUUCUGCUGUAAUUCUAGAAAUUAAACUUCGAAGACGUGUCAAAGCU